Molecule: messenger RNA, 1863 nt
Organism: Loxodonta africana (African savanna elephant)
Lineage: Eukaryota; Metazoa; Chordata; Mammalia; Proboscidea; Elephantidae
Gene: HORMAD2
Product: HORMA domain containing 2
Exons: 11
Coding region: 90-1001 (303 amino acids)
Source: RefSeq, a predicted model, not a curated record
GGGCCGGAAAAGACGGUUGAGGCUCGUCAAAGGGAGGUGUCGUCGAGCUGAGGUUACAAUUGUUAAAAGUAUCCUGAAACAUUCCUAUAAUGGCCACUGCUCAGCUCUCUCAGCCCAUCAGAAUACACAAGGAAACAGUUUUCCCGUCCCAAAUAACUAAUGAACAUGAGUCGUUGAUAAUGGUGAAGAAACUUUUUGCCACUUCUAUCUCAUGUAUAACAUAUCUAAGGGGCCUAUUUCCAGAGAGCUCUUAUGGAGAACGCCAUUUAGAUGACCUCAGUUUAAAAAUCCUCCGAGAAGACAAAAAAUGUCCUGGGUCACUGCAUAUUAUCAAAUGGAUUCAAGGUUGUUUUGAUGCUUUGGAAAAGAAAUACCUACACAUGGCAGUACUUACACUUUACACAAAUCCUAAGGAACCUGAGAAAGUGACUGAGAUAUACCAGUUCAAAUUCAAAUACGCAAAAGAAGGAGCCACUAUGGACUUUGACAGCACCAGUACAAGCUUUGAAAGUGGGACAAACAGUGAAGAUAUUAAGAAAGCCAGUGUUCUACUGAUCCGUAAAUUGUAUAUACUUAUGCAGAACCUUGGACCCCUUCCUAAUGAUGUUAUACUUACGAUGAAACUUCACUACUAUAAUGAGGUGACCCCAAAUGAUUACCAACCUCCUGGUUUUAAAGAAGGGGUGAACUCACACUUCCUACUAUUUGAGGGGGAGCCUGUCAACUUGCAAGUGGGAUUGGUCUCCACUGGCUUUCACAGCAUGAAAGUAAAAGUCACGACUGAGGUCACCAGAGUGUCUGAUUUGGAGAACAACGUCUUUCAGGAGAACAACACUACUGAGAUCGCCCAUCAAGGCCUAGACUGUGAUGAGGAGGAGGAGGAAUGCAACAAUCAUAUUCAAAGAAUGGAUUUUGUGUACAGUCAGCAGAGUUUGGAGAGCCCCAGGAAGAAGAGGAAGGUCAGCGAGCCAGUGAAAGUCUUCGUCCCUAACAGAAAAUGAAGUUUGAUGCCUUCACUACGCUUAUAUAAAAGUAAUUGUGUCUUGCAACAAACAUGCAUGAAGUGUCUUAGCAGGAAAGUAAGUUCCUAUCACCAAAAUCUUUUUAUGGAUUUGUUGCUUAACUUUUUUAGUCAGUUUACUAAGUGCUAAAUUGCCGGGUAGGACUUGGGCUCACUUUGCCGUGAGGAAACGAGGUCACUGGAGCUGCCUUGGGAUAGCAUUGCUUCAAGGCUGAGUUAAAGAUGAGACACCCUUUAUGUCUGUAAAAGAACCGCAGCAGCUCUUUUGAAAAGCAUUAAGCUGUUCUCAAAGGAAAGAAGGGUUUUCUUUGCAUAAUUAAACUCCCCAGGCAUUUAGACUACUGUGAAAUGUUUUAGCUUGUUGUAACCUGUGCACUGGAAACCUUUUAUAGCAUUGUUAGAGCUCCCACAGAAUUGCAUAGGAUGUGUGUGGUGGUGCUUAUCCAGGCCUGAUUUAUGUGUUAACUUCAGUCACGAGGUUGAUCAGCUAAGCGUUGGACCUAAACAUACUCUCCUUGUAAAUUUCCUCAACUCUGGCGGGCCCAAGGCCUGUCUGCCCGCUAAUUUAGGGCAGGGGAAUAUGCUGCAGUUCAGGAGUCUGGCUCGCUUCUUAAGGCCAAUAUUAGAUGCCUCCCGACAAACAUUUCAGUUAUCAGUCUGCAGAUGAUGCUGUCAUACCCCUUCUUAUUCUAGAAGAAGUUUGAUAGGCUUAAUGAUUAGAAUUAAAUGAAUAAUAAAUGACUUAAAGUGUUAUUUUUAUUGUUUAUAUAACAUGGAAUUUAAUAAUUUAAAUGGAUAAGGCAAAGAUAAAUGAUCUUAAGUAUGUGUGCUUUAUAGCUAAA